Messenger RNA from Anisakis simplex (herring worm), 1002 nucleotides. Lineage: Eukaryota; Metazoa; Nematoda; Chromadorea; Rhabditida; Anisakidae. The record is from the annotation of a GenBank genome assembly.
AUGGUGAUCAACAGAGCAUCGAUUAUCCCCGAAGAAGCAAAUACGCUGAAUAGCGGUAGCACCAGCUUGAAACUGAGAAGUGAUUUUAAACAGGAUAUGUCGUCGUCUUACUCUCCUUCUCUUAAUCAGAUGUCGUCGAUUGGCUUUGAACAGGUAGCGAAUAUACAACGAGGAGUUGGGGUGAUGUGUGCUGGUGGUGACGGCUCGCUGAGACGUGAUCGACAACGGUUCGAGCAGUUACUGAUGAAUGAUGUAGCCUGUAAUAAGUUGUUCGGUGCCACACGGAACGUUACCGAUGCAGCAGCACCUGUUCCGAAUGCACUGUUGGACGCAACGAGCGCUAGUGAUAACACUCAGCUGUGUGCAGCAUGCACCACGACAGCACCAACAACUACUAGCUGUGUGAAUCCAUUCGUUCUGGCUGCAGCAGCACUGAGUAUGCAGCAGCAGCAGAACACAACAACACAACAACCUCAGUUCGCAUGGAACGCGAACACCAAUACCAGUGAUGAGCAGCAGUUGAACUCAAGUUCAUAUUUUCAACAACUGCAUGCUCAUGCACAACAAGUAAUGCUACUUCAACAGUUGAUCACUGCGCAACAACUCCUAUCAGCAGCCACACAAAGCAGCAGUAAUCAACAGCAUGCUGACCAGCAGUGGCUUUCACAGUCAUUAUCACAGCCAUCAGCCACAAAUUUCAAUGUGAAUUUGUUGCGGAGAGGCAGUCUUUCAUCGUCAACCGCGUCGUCAUAUGCAUCUUCGUCGUCAUGCGCCUCUUCACCGAUCUUGUUAAACAAUUCAGAUGAAGAAAUAUCCGAAUUAAGUGCACAGUCACAACAAACUGAUCAUGAUACGACAUCACCGUUCAGAGAGACUGUAUUGUCGUCGCAAGAUGAUGAUCGAUUCAUGAUGGAUUCAUUGAUUGAACUCAGAAAAGAUCUUUCUGAAAAGGAGAGCAUCGCCGUUGCGGUUUUGGCGGGUAUGGCUGCCUGUCAGCGGUAG